AUGCAAUUAAGAAUAACGAUUAUGAAUAAAAGCAGUGAUUUCCAACUGGAUGUUUAUUCCUCUGAAAAAGUUGCUAGUCUUAAAAUGAGGAUUGAACAGAUUCAAAAUAUUCUGUUGGAAAACCAAACCUUAGUCUACAACAGUACUGUCAUGAAAAAUAGUACUCUUAUUUCGCACUAUGAUAUCAAGAGUAACACCUGUAUCUAUUUGAUAGAGGGAUCUGGAUCUGAAGCUUUCAGAGUAGACUGUAAAAAGCCUGAUGGUGAGAUCGUAGAAUUGAAAGUUGACCCGUAUACCACCAUUUACGACAUCAAGUUAAUGAUUGAGGCUCUGGAUAAAGCAGAUCCUUGUCACCAAUGUAUCACAUACAGAGGAAAGACCCUUGAAGAUUCAAAACUUGAACAUGGACUAUGCUAUAAGAACCAGACGCUUAUCUAUAACUCCAUUGAAAUGGAUGAAACCAAACCCUUCUCAAGCUAUAAAAUGCAAGAAAAUGAUAGAAUAUACUUGGUAGAGGAUACAAACACCCAAUUCGUUGAUGAAAGUUUUGAGUUGACUAUCAAAGAUCUGACACCCAAAACUUAUAAAGUCAUGGUUCACCCAAAGGAUAAAGUUUUCAUCCUAAAAUUAAAGUUACAAGCUUGCUCCGGGUAUUUUCACGGCCUUCAGUGUCUUUUGUGGAUGGGCGAUCAGCUCGAAGAUUCAAGAUCCAUUGGAAAUCUUAAUUUAAAUUCAUCUUCGAUACUUAGCUUAGUGCCAAGACAGCUUAUUAAUACGUAAAUGCCUCCUAAAUUUAUCAGACGUCUAAAACAAAUUUCUAUAUUCUCUG
Molecule: messenger RNA, 829 nt
Organism: Mucor mucedo
Lineage: Eukaryota; Fungi; Mucoromycota; Mucoromycetes; Mucorales; Mucoraceae
Exons: 2
Coding region: 1-780 (259 amino acids)
Biological process (GO): proteasome-mediated ubiquitin-dependent protein catabolic process
Cellular component (GO): nucleoplasm; cytosol
Molecular function (GO): proteasome binding; ubiquitin binding; polyubiquitin modification-dependent protein binding
Source: RefSeq, a predicted model, not a curated record